This is a messenger RNA of Phanerochaete carnosa HHB-10118-sp, 204 nucleotides long. RefSeq lists its product as uncharacterized. The transcript is spliced from 3 exons. Lineage: Eukaryota; Fungi; Basidiomycota; Agaricomycetes; Polyporales; Phanerochaetaceae. The record is from RefSeq and is a predicted model, not a curated record. The coding region runs from base 1 to 204 and encodes 67 amino acids.
AUGCACCCUGCGGGCUGCAACCAUGCCGGUAGCAGUUCGAGCUCGCCCUCGGAUUGUCUGGCGGAGCUUGCUACGUUCUCACCUAAGUUCUCACUCGGCAGGAUGGGUGAUGAAUCAGUGCUAGCGGAGGGACUGGAGGAUGCCUGGAAGGAUCUGAAGCUACACUUGAAGGCACAGACCGAGUCCAUUGUGUACACAACCUAG